AUGUCUUAUUACAGAAAUAGAUAAGAUCUAUUUAGGGAAGAUUCUUUCUGUAUUGAUGAAGACUUUGAGUUUAAUCCAGAUAAUUCCCCUUUAUUAUUUGUAGGGAAGGAAAAUAUUUUUGAUCAAUAUGAGGAUGAUGGCCUUGACACUGAGAAAAUAACAAAUACCCCUGAUUGUGAUAAAAAAUAAUUGAUGACUACAUCCAAGAAAAUAGGAAAAGUCCACCAGAUAAAAAAAACAAAGGAACAACCUAGUAGAUCAUAAUCUGAAAGAAAAAAGGUUGUUUAUAUGCUUCCUGGAGAAAGCAAAAACAUCCCAAAAAAUUUCACUAGAGCCUUAAAACAUUUUAUACUCACUCAUUUUGAUUCUAGUGUAUAACAAAAUCCAGAAAUUAAGAAGUUCUUAAAUACUAAACCAGAAAAAGCUUGCAAACAAACCUUAGAGAAUUCAUUGAAAAACUGUUAACAACUCAAAUAAAUAUCCAAGAUGUUCUUUGGAAACAUAUAAUGGGGAAAUAUCUUUUUGGAUGAAAACAAAGUAGAGCUUGAACCAUAUUUCAGAUUCAACUAGAUCUGGUUUGGAACAAGAAAUUGAUUUUCUAUUCUAUUGAUAUUUAUAACAUUUUUUUCAAAUGAGACAUAUAA
Paramecium tetraurelia is the source of this 644-nucleotide messenger RNA. RefSeq lists its product as uncharacterized. NCBI's taxonomy places the organism in Eukaryota, Ciliophora, Oligohymenophorea, Peniculida, Parameciidae. The record is from RefSeq and is a predicted model, not a curated record. The transcript has a single exon.